Messenger RNA from Lytechinus variegatus (green sea urchin), 381 nucleotides. RefSeq names its product tripartite motif-containing protein 59-like. NCBI's taxonomy places the organism in Eukaryota, Metazoa, Echinodermata, Echinoidea, Temnopleuroida, Toxopneustidae. The transcript has 2 exons. The record is from RefSeq and is a predicted model, not a curated record. Bases 1 to 381 code for a protein of 126 amino acids. Gene Ontology annotation, cellular component: nucleoplasm; chromatin. Gene Ontology annotation, biological process: positive regulation of DNA-templated transcription. Gene Ontology annotation, molecular function: ubiquitin-protein transferase activity.
AUGGCUGAGAAGGCUGUAGAACAGAACUUGUCGUGCCCACUUUGCUUUGAAAUCUUUGAUGAGCCGACCAUCCUGACUUCGUGUGGACACACUUUUUGUCGGAAAUGUCUGAAGAAUUAUGACAAGUCCCAAUCCCGUAAGGAACCCGAUCGCAAUUACAUGGUGUGUCCCAUCUGCAGGGGGAUCACAGAGUUUAAAUCAACCAACCGUGUUGAUGAUUUCUGCCCUAACCUGUUGGUCAAAUGCCUGGUAGAUGAUGUGAAAGAUGUCCUUGAGAAGAAGAAUCUGAAAUCCAAUACAGAGGUUCGUGCAGCUGCUGCUGUUGUUGGUGCUGCCACUAAGGAUUCGAUGUUGGAUGAAGGUCAACUUCUUGGAGCUUAA